UUAUCUAGUUUUGGGAGCGGGACAUUCGGGAAAGGUGUUAGGACAUGAAGUGUGCUCGAGUGUUUUUGUGUUGUUGAAUUCGCUCGAGUGUGCCUACUGAGAUGGCGCAAUUUUCGAAAGACGCGGUAUGGUAUGGUUCGCCCGCGUUACACUUCAGUCGCGUUGGUGGCUGUAUGCGAUUUGACGUAUUUUGUGCCGUGCGCGGUGAUGACACUUGUCAACUUAUUUUAUGAAAUGUCAAACGUUUUACAUGCAUUGCGCGAGUGAACGAUAAACAAAUUAACAGUGAAAUUGAUUUAAAUGCAGUGAAUUUCUUAACGGUGACAUGGACUGUUAUUACUCGAAAUAUUAUCCGAGGCGUAAGUGUCAAAUGGAAAGUUUCCAGCGGUGAUCAGUUCGCACGAUGCACCCCGCCGGGUACUACGCUAACAUCGCGAGCGGCGCGCUCGCAGCCGGCACGAUUGCGUCCCCGUGGAGCGCGGCGGCCGGCGCGCCCGACACCAACGGCUCGGGCGGCCCGGACGCCAAGCACCUCGACGUCGGCGACGCUAGUGACGAUGAAAAGGACCUAUCAGCUGCAGAUGCGGAGGGAGUAUGGAGUCCAGACAUCGAACAGAGCUUUCAGGAGGCGCUGGCUAUUUACCCGCCGUGCGGCAGACGCAAAAUUAUCCUCUCCGACGAGGGCAAGAUGUACGGAAGGAACGAGCUCAUAGCGAGAUAUAUUAAGUUAAGGACAGGAAAAACCCGCACAAGAAAACAGGUCUCGUCACACAUACAGGUGCUAGCGAGGCGGAAGCUAAGAGAGAUACAGGCCAAACUCAAAGUGGACGGUGGUGUGAUGAAGGAUAAGGCGAUGCAGUCGAUGAGCACGCUGUCGAGUGCUCAGAUAGUCGCCGGCCUGCCGCAUCCGGCGUACCACACGCAAUUUUGGCAACCUGGUCUACAAGCAGGCACCUCGCAAGAUGUGAAGCCGUUCCCUGGCGCUGGCUACAAGGGUGUGGGCCUAGGCGCCGGUGUGGGCGUGGGCGUGGGCGGCGCGGCCGACGUGGCGCCGCCGCCGUGGGAGGGCCGCGCCAUCGCCACGCACAAGCUCAGACUGGUUGAGUUCUCCGCCUUCGUUGAGCAUCCAAGAGACGCGGAUACGUACCCCCCGAGCACGGCGCCCGCGCAACACCUUUUCGUCCACAUAGGCGGCACCGUCACCUAUGCGGACCCCUUAUUAGAAUCAGUAGAUGUUCAACAAAUAAACGACAAAUUCCCUGAGAAGAAAGGCGGCCUAAAAGAGUUGUACGAGAAGGGACCGCGGAACGCGUUCUUCCUUGUCAAGUUCUGGGCGGAUCUCAACACGAAUAACUUGGACGACCCGGGCGCCUUCUACGGGGUCACUAGUGUGUACGAAAGCAACGAGAACAUGACAAUAAUGUGCAGCACGAAGGUGUGCUCGUUCGGCAAGCAGGUGGUGGAGAAGGUGGAGACGGAGUACGCGAGGUUCGAGGGCGGGCGCUUCGUGUACCGCAUCCAGCGCUCGCCCAUGUGCGAGUACAUGGUCAACUUCAUCCACAAGCUCAAGCACCUGCCCGAGAAGUACAUGAUGAACAGCGUGCUCGAGAACUUCACCAUACUACAGGUGGUGACGAAUAGAGAUACUCAAGAGACAUUAUUGUGUGCAGCGUUUGUGUUUGAAGUGUCGAAUAGUGAGCACGGCGCGCAGCAUCACAUCUACAGGCUCGUCAAAGACUGAACACCACCACAACAACACAACACAACACAACACUGUCCUACCAAUACUGUAGACUGUACACAUACACGAUUCUAAUUUAUUUAAAAAAUAAAUUUCAGAGCUGGGCUCUCCUUAUUCUAUUGUCUAUGACUUACUACUCUUUGACUUUAUUUUUCUGUCUUGUCUUUGCAAUUUGAAGUUGAAUUUUUUUAUUACAAUAUUCGGAUUGUUUAUCUUUGGUGUUAAAAUUUGAAAUUGUAUGUGUGAUACAAGAUAAUGUUUUAAGAAUCGUGUAUGGUCAAAUUGGCCAACUAUAAAUAUUUGUGGACCAUUCAGUACUUACACAGACCGACGCAGACUCGACAGAAUAUACUCAAAGUGGGACAAAAAGAUCGUUGUUAUCGACAUUUUAGUGAUGCAAAUGUAGAAGAAAAAAAAUGUGAUCUGAAAAAUUACGCUACAAGUAUUUUUGUAAAUGGAGAUUUAUGUAUAGCUCAAUUUUUAAAUAUCAUGUAUCAUAUAGUGACAACGGACGUUCGGAACGAUUUAGUCUACGGUUAAAAUAAAAAAAGGAUAAUCAAAAAAUCUUUAAUGGAUCACAAAAGAAAAAAAAAACUUUCACAAAAUCUAACCUUAAAAUUGCGUGUAAAUUACCAAUAUUAAGAAAUUUAUAGAUUUCAACACACAGUGCCUCUAAUUAUGUUACAUUAACAUAAAUUACUUGAGCAUUUUUAAUUUUUCCACUGCGACUUCUGUGACGACGUGUCAGUCCCAGUGGAAAUGUUAAAACUUAGAUAACUGCGAUUCAAUACAUAGGUUGGUUAAGAAUAGAUUUAUUUAGUCGUCUAGAAAUUUUUCUGAUUCAUUUAAGUGCUCUUGGUACAAUUUAAUAUCUUAUUUUGUUGAUCAUUAUUUUUUAAUGAUUUUGAAACAACGCUGUUUUACGAAAUGAAUCGUAAGGAAUGUGGCAGCUUUUUUUUUUAAUUUUUACUUUUGUAUUUUGAAUGUUUCUUUACUUUUAAGAUCGUUUUGUAUUUCUGCCACGUAUGUCUUUGCCACUCGGUUAUAAUAUUGUACAUACUACAGUUAGCCAAUCAAGGUUGUUAUUAGGGAUGCGAAAGUGUGGAUAUAUCGAUAUUUAUGUUAAAGAAACAUUAUUCUUAAAAAAAAAUAGGGAUUUAUUUAUUUAUUUUCAAAUAUCACUUUUCCUUUAGGAAUUAUGCUGAAUAAAACCUUGUAAGUCUCAGACUAUGUAUUUACACAUGUGUUUUAUUGAAUCGAUUUAUAUCGAUAUUAAUAUCGAUAUAUCUGUGCUGGUAUUAUCGGUUUUUCGAUAUUACGUCGCAACCCUAGUUGUUAUAGAUGUAUAAAGAUGUAUUAUAAACAAGGUAUUCAAAUAUGAACACGCAAUAAUUUAAAUUGCGUUGAAAUUAAUUUGUCAAAUAUAAGGCUCUAAGAAUCAUGUUUCUUUUUUUUUUACAUGAUUUUUUUUAAGUUAAUGUAUUUAUCAUUUCAUGCCACUAAAACAUGAUUUCGAGAGCUUCCAAUUUAAAUUGCAAUAAAAGUAUUUUUACAUAUACAUAAUUUUAUUGAAUAAAAAAAUAUAUUUGAUUUUUUUUUUCUAUAUUUCAAAAUGAUGCUUUGAAUUUUUUUUUCUUGGCAGCUUUUUCUAGUAACCGUGUAAAUAAGAUUCUAUUACUUUAUCGACUCAUUUUCUGAGAUGCAUACAUGAUUGGAUAUGACGAUUCGAAGAA
Molecule: messenger RNA, 3474 nt
Organism: Papilio xuthus (Asian swallowtail)
Lineage: Eukaryota; Metazoa; Arthropoda; Insecta; Lepidoptera; Papilionidae
Gene: scalloped
Product: TEA domain transcription factor 1 homolog scalloped
Exons: 12
Coding region: 404-1741 (445 amino acids)
Biological process (GO): hippo signaling; regulation of transcription by RNA polymerase II; embryonic organ development
Cellular component (GO): transcription regulator complex
Molecular function (GO): RNA polymerase II cis-regulatory region sequence-specific DNA binding; DNA-binding transcription factor activity, RNA polymerase II-specific
Source: RefSeq, a predicted model, not a curated record